This is a messenger RNA of Triticum urartu, 2258 nucleotides long. Its product is annotated as putative sugar phosphate/phosphate translocator At1g06470. Lineage: Eukaryota; Viridiplantae; Streptophyta; Magnoliopsida; Poales; Poaceae. The record is from RefSeq and is a predicted model, not a curated record.
GACGUCUCGGCUGCAGCAGCAACAAACCCAACCGGGCGCGCGCGCUCCAGCGGCCGGCCGGACCAGACCCGACCCGCGUCGCGCCACCCGCCAAAUCCACCGUCGCUCCGGCAGGCAGGCAGCGGGUCAGGUCAGGUCAGGUGAGCAGGCCAGCCGCAGCCACCACCGUGCCCUCCCUCAGUCCCUCUCCCCUCCCAUUCCCCUACCACCGCCCACUUCCCUGCCUCUGCCACCGCGCCGCGCCGUCCCAGAUCCCUACCGCGGCCCUGCCCCGCCGCGGCAUUGGCAUUCGGCGCCCCGCUCCGUCCGCCCAGCCCAGCCCCGCGCGCGAUGCCGGCGGGCUCCUCCUUGUUAUUGUUGUUGUUGUUGUUGUAGGAGGAGGAGGAGGGGAUCUCUCUCUCUCUGUUCGUGGUUGAGGAGGAGGGGGAGGAGGAGGCAUGCCGGAGGCGGACACGCUGGCCGCGGUGACCGCGGCGGAGGUGGUGUCCCCGCGAUCCGGCUACUUCCGGCAGCGGAGCAUAAACGCCCCGGAUCCGGACCGCAAGGCGUUCGACGUCGAGAACCCGCCGGGAGCCUCCGUGGGCGCCGCCGGAGCCGGGGCAGGAGGCCUGGGGCUCCGGCCCAGCGAGUCCGUCGCCAAGCUGGAGUCGCUGGAGCGGGCGGAGCGCGCCGCCCUGGCGCCCGCGGUCGUGCUCAAGACGGGGUUCUACAUCCUCGUCUGGUACACCUUCAGCACCUGCCUCACCCUAUACAAUAAGACGCUGCUGGGGGACAAGCUGGGCAAGUUCCCGGCGCCGCUGCUGAUGAACACUGUGCACUUCGCGCUGCAGGCCGCGCUCUCCAAGAUCAUCCUGCUCUUCCAGGCCAAGGGGAUCGACAGCGCCGUCGAGAUGAGCUGGAAGGAUUACUUCAUGAGAGUCGUCCCAACCGCUCUGGGAACCGCGCUCGACAUAAACCUGAGCAACGCGUCUCUGGUCUUCAUCACGGUCACGUUCGCCACUAUGUGUAAAUCGGCGUCGCCAAUAUUCCUUUUGCUAUUCGCUUUUGCAUUUCGGUUGGAGAGCCCCAGCAUCAAGCUUCUAGGAAUCAUAGUUGUCAUUUCCAUUGGGGUUCUGUUGACAGUUGCCAGGGAAACUGCGUUUGACUUCUGGGGCUUCAUAUUUGUGACGCUUGCUGCUGUUAUGUCAGGAUUCCGCUGGUCCAUGACUCAGAUUCUAUUGCAAAAAGAUAGUUAUGGCCUGAAAGAUCCAAUCACCCUGAUGAGUCAUGUUACUCCGGUGAUGGCCAUAGCCACCAUGGUACUAUCUCUCCUGUUGGAUCCUUGGAGUGAUUUUCGAAAGAACACGUAUUUCGAUAACCCAUGGCACGUCAUGCGCAGUUUCUUACUUAUGCUAAUCGGAGGGAGCUUGGCUUUUUUCAUGGUUUUAACGGAGUAUAUACUUGUUUCAGCAACAAGUGCUAUAACUGUGACGAUAGCUGGGGUAGUAAAGGAAGCUGUAACCAUCUUGGUUGCAGUAUUUUAUUUCCAUGAUGAAUUUACUUGGUUGAAAGGGGUUGGUCUUACCACUACUAUGGUUGGUGUUAGUUUAUUCAACUGGUACAAGUAUGAGAAAUUCAAGAAGGGUCAGAUAAAUGAGGAUGGAGUCGAUUCACCUUCAUUUAGUGGGGAUGCCAAAUACAUUAUUCUAGAUGACCUGGAAGAUGAGGAUGGGUUUCUGGAUGAAGAUACAUAAUUUUGGAAUGUGGCAACAUUUUAACUGCCACUUGGAUUGUUGAUGCCUUUAGACCAUUGAUGGCUGCCUGUUGAAAUAAUACUCAUGGAGGUUUUCUACAGAGACAUACAAACACACAAGCAAUCUGUGUGAGCUUAAUCCAUCUCACAUUGAGGUUGAAUGCUUGAUUGACUGAAUGGCCACCUGGAUUGCAGUAUAUCAUACUAUGCGCUAACUUCACUGGAACACUUUGAGAGGAUCGGCAGGUGGUACAAAUCGGCCUGCUUGUUCAUAAUGGAAGUUACUUAAAACCGACUGAUAUUAGCUUGUUUUUCCUUUCUCUUCGUGUGAGCGCGAACAUGCACAUAUUCAUUAUAAAACCUCCACAUUUUUGGUGCCUAGGCAUAAAUCAUCCGCUGUGUAGAUCAAACUGUAAGAGUGACCACACAUACCCCACAUGUGCUGCUCCCUUGAAAGCUUAGGGACAGCCUCUGAUUAUUUGUAAUCUGUAAAACUGUGAGUGAAAAAAGGAUUGUUCUUCUCUAA